Molecule: messenger RNA, 894 nt
Organism: Solanum stenotomum
Lineage: Eukaryota; Viridiplantae; Streptophyta; Magnoliopsida; Solanales; Solanaceae
Exons: 1
Coding region: 1-894 (297 amino acids)
Source: RefSeq, a predicted model, not a curated record
AUGGAAGAUGACGAUAGAAAACUGGCUGCGGUCACUCAUAGCGGCAAGGUGGAAAUUGAUAAUGUGAUGGGAAAUGAAGAUACUCAAAAGUAUGAAGAAGAUAAGGGCAUAGAGGAACAAGAGUCACUCAUCCAUCAAAACUUUGCCAAAGUACCUUCUAAAGAAGUGGAACAACAGGUUCACAUUCCAAAGGUUAUGCAACCUUUACCCAAAAUACAUCCACCAUUUCCCCAACUCUUGAAGAAGAGGGUCAAUAAGUUUCUGUCAGUGCUCAAGACACUAUCAAUCAACCUCCCCCUUAUGGAAGCGUUAUUGGAAAUGCUGGGAUAUGCCAAGUUCAUGAAAGAUCUAGUCACAAAAAUAAAGAGCUUGGAUUUUGAGACAAUUGAAGUUUCAUAUAGUUGCAGUGCAAUUAUGUCCAAGGAGCUGAUCAAAAAGAGAGAAUAUCCCGGCGCAUUCACCAUCCUUUGCACCAUAGGCGUGCUCCAAUUCGCUAAAGCUUUAUGCAAUUUGGGAGCAAGCAUCAACUUAAUGCCUUAUGAAAUAUACAUACAACUUGGGUUGGGUGAGCCGAAAGCAACCACUAUGAGACUUCUGAUGGCAGACCGUUCAAUCAAACAUCAUGUAGGGAUACUUUAUGACAUUUUGGUAAAGGUCAAUCGGUUCAUCUUUUCGGCUGAUUUUGUAAUUUUAGAUUGUGAAAUAGAUGCCGAAAUUCCCAUUAUUUUGGUAAGGCCAUUCUUGGCAACCGGGAGAGCAUUGGUGGAUGUUAAGAGUGGAGAAUUGAUGUUUCGGGUGAACGAAGAUGCAGUAACCUUUAACAUUUGUAAAUCCAUGAAACACCCAAGUGAUAUUCAUAUGGUGUCUACUGAUGAUGUUAUUGAAAGGCGGUAG